CCAGGGCCAGUGGUCAGGCAGCCUCGGAGUGAUGACCUCUUCUUGGGAGGGUCGGCGGGAAGGGAAGAAUAAUGCUACCAUUAGAAACAAACGGCUGGGCACGUAGGAGACAUUCUCUUCUCUCACCCUCAUGACCACCUCAUGAAUAGCCAUUACCAUCCCCAUUUAAUGGAUGAGGAAACUGAGGCUCAGACAAGGGAGGAAACAUGCCCAAGGCUGAGGGGGUGGAACUGAGAUUCAAAUUCAGGUCUACACACAGCUUUCUACCAUGUCUGACAUCUGCUCAUCCAUUCUACAAUUCUACCGUUUCCACUGAUCUCCGAACAAGAACAGGGGGACCAAAAACUGGGCUGUACGAAAUGUGGUGUCUCGUGCCAGCACACUAGCAGCACUGGGGAUAGGGCAUGUGCGGACAGACUCUCAGGGUGUGAAGGACAACUGUUUCUGAGAUCUCAGACUGGGGCGCAUGUCGCAUGCAGAGAAGCAGCCUCAGCAGGGACAGAUGGAAGUGGCCAUUGGGACGGUUCCACAUGGCUGAACUUCAAACGCAGGAUUAUCUCCUUCUCAGAGAGCAGUCCAGCAAGGUUUGGGCUGGGGGUCUGGGGAGGACCAUGGGGAGGACCAUGCAUGGCCUGAUUCAGUUUACUUCUCUGGUACCCACAGUGUGCCAGGUCUGGAGUAAGGUUCUGAAAGGGACAAGACGGUGAUCCCACAUAGUCUUCCCCUGGGGACCACAGACUGACAGGCUGUGCUACUAGCCUGGGCUGAGAUAUAUGUGGUCAUUCCGGAGGAGGCGUGCCAGGCACUUGCCCACCACUGCCUCUCCAGGCAUCUGCCCACUCCCCGCUCUCUCCCUAGCCACCUCUCCUGUUCCAGGAGCCAGGCCAUCUCCUCUUAAGGCUUCUGAGAUUCCAAGUGUGGAGAGUUGAUGGGUCUGAAGCAGGAAGUGUGUGGAUGGGGGUGAGGGUCCUGGCUAGAAUCUACACUUUAAAACUUCAGCUGUGGAGAGAUGGCUCAGUAGUUAAGAGCACCGACUGCUCUUCCAAGGGUCGUGAGUUCAAAUCCCAGCAACCACAUGAUGGCUCACAACCAUCCAAUAAUGAGAGACAGCUAUAGUGUACUUUACAUAUAGUAAAUACAUGUUUAAAAAAAAAAAGAAAAAAAAAACUUCAGCUGUGAUAGUUCUAUGAGAACUCAUCCACCCAUGACAGUCCCCACCCCCCCAAAACAGGCCCAACCUUAUAGUCACAUGAUCCUUCCAUUAUAAAGCUAGCAGCCACCAUUGCAGGCGAGUAGGGAAUUUGGGGACAGGGACAUUUCCUGUUAAUUAAAGAAACCAAAGCUGAGAGGCCCUAUUGGGCUCGCUGUGGCCUGGGCAGGGAAGGAAACUGUCCUUCUCUGGCUCUCUGAGAGUUCUCCAGUUCUGAUUGUAGAUGCAGGGAGUGGGGCCCUGGCCUUGGUGGUGAGAUCUGCCAGUCGCUUCAGAACCUCACUGGGAGUCCAUUGUUAUGAAACACUUCCUAUCAGGACUCUCAGAAGGUGGAAUCUUCUCUCCCUGGGCUUGUAUGAACUGUCUAGACAGGCAGGCGGGUGUCAGCAGCAGCAUCUUGGGGGUGCUUUCCCCUCUGGUGCCACCACAUCCCAAAAGCCCAAGACAGGGAAAAUGCAGCCGUCAGGGGCUUGGUAGAGCUGUCAGAAGAACAUGACACGAUCUGCUGACACUGUAACACCGAAGACAUCACUUUAUUUUAUGUUCAGUAACAGUGAAAAUUGACAUCUUGUCGCCAGAAAAUAGAAAGGUGGGUUCCGGGCGCCCCCGUGUGGAGAGUUGCGGAGCUGCUACUGCUGUGUAGUUGGCGAUUAAUAGCCACAGCAUCCCUGACCUCCUUGAGCCCUCCCACGGGAGUUCUAAAGAGGGGGAGGAGGCAACACCCCAAACCAACCAAACAAAAAACAAGAAAGCUGAGAGAAUGGGUCAGAGUAGACAGAAAUGCUCUGGAACCCAAGUUCUGGUUCUCUUGUCACGUGUGACCCUGAGCAAGGUGCUCCCCUCUGAGCCUCAGGCUUCCUGUCUUUAAACUAGCAGGGGGGCUGGCUGGUCGCUAAGGCCUUUGCUGUAGACUUUGCACUAGCCUAUCAGAGAGGAAGCCCAGGCUGCAGACAGGGCCAGGACCUGUUCUUUACUUCGUCCACACCCUGCAAGGGGCCUCCGUGCCCACCCGGUACCCAGACAUGUGGGUGAUGUGGGUGGAUGUGAGAGGCACACAGGAGGCAGACUGGGCCAGAGGGAGAUUUUCUAAACUGAAGCAUGCGAUGGAUGGAGGUGGAGUUUGAGCCCAUGCAGUGGAAACGUUCUGAUGUAGAACUAGGAGCAAUGGUAGGCUGCAGUGGGUUCCCAGAAGAUGAAGCAACUUGAACAAAACCCUGGAGUGGAACUAUGUGGUCAUAGCCGGGGUAUGUGCAGGAGUGAGGUGUGGGGACCAGGGUAGUAGAUGCCAGGCUGGAGAAUUAAAUAGUCUUUGCAAGUGAUAUACACAACCAUGCCACAAACGGACAAACUCCUGCCUUGUCAUCUGGUGUCAGUCAUGUUACAGAUGAUUUCCUAUCCUUCAAGACAAUAGGGCUCUGCAACCUUAGAGCCCCUCUCUGCCCCACCAUGUUUGCCAGCUGCAGGGCAGAAUAUCUGUGUACUUGGUGAAGCCCAGAGACUCAGAAAGGGCAAAUGUGGUCGGUCCAAGUUCAGCUCCCCUUUCAAGUCUCCAGCAGGACCUAUUCCAGCCUGUAGGUGAGUGUGCGCCCCGCACGAGUUCCAGUGCAGCAACCGCUCCUGCCUGGCCUCUGUGUUCGUGUGCGAUGGUGACGAUGACUGCGGCGACGGCAGCGACGAGCGUGGCUGCUCGGACCCGGCCUGCCCGCCCCGCGAGUUCCGCUGUGGAGGAGGCGGCACCUGCAUCCCUGAGCGCUGGGUCUGCGACCGCCAGUUCGACUGCGAGGACCGCUCGGAUGAGGCGGCCGAGCUCUGCGGGCGAGCGGGCCAGGGGACCACGGCCACGCCAGCAGCCUGCGCCCCGACCGCCCAGUUCACCUGCCGCAGCGGCGAGUGCAUACACCUGGGCUGGCGCUGCGACGGCGACCGCGACUGCAAGGACAAGUCUGACGAGGCCGACUGCUCACCAGGACCCUGCCGCGAGAAUGAGUUCCAGUGUGGGGAUGGGACUUGCGUUCUUGCCAUCAAACGGUGCAACCAGGAGCGGGACUGCCCGGACGGGAGUGACGAAGCGGGCUGCCUUCAGGAGUCAACUUGUGAGGGUCCCCGCAGAUUUCAGUGUAAGAGUGGCGAGUGCGUGGACGGCGGGAAAGUGUGUGAUGAUCAGAGGGACUGCCGGGACUGGUCGGAUGAGCCUCAGAAAGUGUGUGGGCUAAAUGAGUGUCUGCACAAUAACGGCGGCUGUUCCCACAUCUGCACUGACCUCAAGAUCGGCUUUGAGUGCACGUGCCCAGCAGGCUUCCAGCUCUUGGACCAGAAGACCUGUGGUGACAUUGAUGAAUGCCAGGACCCGGAUGCCUGCAGCCAAAUCUGCGUGAAUUACAAGGGCUACUUUAAGUGUGAAUGCCACCCUGGCUAUGAGAUGGAUACACUGACCAAGAACUGCAAAGCUGUAGCCGGCAAGAGCCCAUCUCUGAUCUUCACGAACCGACACGAGGUGCGGAGGAUAGACCUGGUGAAGCGGGACUACUCGCGCCUCAUCCCCAUGCUCAAGAAUGUCGUGGCGCUGGACGUGGAAGUAGCCACCAAUCGCAUAUACUGGUGCGACCUCUCCUACCGCAAGAUCUACAGCGCCCACAUGGACAAGGCCAGCAUCCCGGACGAGCAGGUGGUCCUCAUUGAUGAGCAGCUGCACUCCCCGGAGGGCCUGGCGGUGGACUGGGUCCAUAAGCACAUCUACUGGACAGACUCAGGCAAUAAGACCAUCUCAGUGGCCACAACCGAUGGACGCCGCCGCUGUACUCUCUUCAGCCGUGAGCUCAGUGAGCCCCGAGCCAUUGCCGUUGACCCCCUGCGAGGGUUCAUGUACUGGUCUGACUGGGGUUUCCAGGCAAAGAUUGAGAAGGCUGGGCUCAAUGGUGCAGACCGGCAAACACUGGUUUCAGACAACAUUGAAUGGCCCAAUGGAAUCACCCUGGACUUGCUGAGCCAGCGUUUGUACUGGGUGGACUCCAAGCUGCACCAACUAUCCAGCAUUGACUUCAAUGGAGGCAACAGAAAGAUGCUGAUCUUCUCCACUGACUUCCUGAGUCACCCUUUUGGGGUUGCUGUAUUUGAGGACAAGGUAUUCUGGACAGACCUGGAGAAUGAGGCCAUUUUCAGCGCAAAUCGGCUCAAUGGCCUGGAAAUCGCCAUCCUGGCCGAGAACCUCAAUAACCCACAUGACAUUGUAAUCUUCCACGAGCUGAAGCAGCCAAAGGCUGCAGAUGCCUGUGACCUGAGUGCCCAGCCCAACGGCGGCUGUGAAUACCUGUGCCUUCCUGCUCCUCAAAUCUCCAGCCACUCCCCCAAGUACACGUGUGCCUGUCCUGACACGAUGUGGCUGGGCCCAGACAUGAAGAGAUGCUACCGAGCACCUCAGUCUACCUCAACUACAACCUUAGCCUCUGCCAUGACAAGGACAGUACCUGCUACCACAAGAGCUCCUGGGACAACCAUCCACGACCCUACCUACCAGAACCAUAGCACAGAGACGCCAAGCCAGACAGCUGCCGCCCCUCACUCGGUUAACGUCCCUAGGGCUCCCAGCACCAGCCCAUCCACCCCGAGCCCUGCUACCAGCAACCACUCCCAGCAUUAUGGGAAUGAAGGCAGCCAGAUGGGCUCAACAGUCACCGCUGCUGUCAUUGGGGUCAUCGUGCCCAUAGUGGUAAUAGCCCUGCUAUGUAUGAGUGGGUACCUCAUCUGGAGGAACUGGAAGCGGAAGAACACCAAGAGCAUGAAUUUCGACAACCCAGUGUACAGGAAAACGACAGAAGAGGAAGAGGAAGAUGAGCUUCACAUAGGGAGGACAGCUCAGAUUGGCCACGUCUACCCCGCAGCAAUCAGCAACUAUGAUCGCCCACUGUGGGCAGAGCCCUGUCUUGGGGAGACCAGAGACCUGGAAGACCCAGCCCCUGCCCUCAAGGAGCUUUUUGUCUUGCCGGGAGAACCAAGGUCACAGCUUCACCAACUCCCGAAGAACCCUCUUUCCGAGCUGCCUGUCGUCAAGUGCAAGCGAGUGGCAUUAAGUCUUGAAGAUGAUGGACUGCCCUGAGGAUGGGCCCACCCACUUCGUGCCUCAUGGAGUUCAGUCCUAUGCACUACUCUCUCUGGAUGGUGUGUGAUUGGAUGAGUGCCAUUUCUAUAUAUGGGUCUGUGUGAGUGUGUGUGUGUGUGUGUGUGAGUGUGUGUGUGUGUGUGUGUGUGUGUGUGUGUGUGUGUGUGUGUGUGUAUGUGACUUUUUUUAAAUUUAUGUUGCGGAAAGGUAACCACAAAGUUAUGAUGAACUGCAAACAUCCAAAGGAUGUGAAAGUUUUUAUAUGUAUAAUGUUUUAUACACUUUUUAACUGGUUGCACUACCCGUGAAGAAUUCAUGGGACAGCCACUGCUGAGUGACUAACAUGAUGCACAUAACCAAACGGGGCCAAUGGUACAAACUUCACUCAUCAUUUGAAUACAGUAUUUACAGAGGAUGUUUGAGUUGAGAGCUUUUUUAGGUUUGAGGGGCUUGAUUUUUUUGUAAAUAAAAUUAUGCUUUGUGGCUAUCCAUCAACAUAAGUAUAAAAAGAAAGAACGCUUCAACCCCCUUCCCCAUUUAGAUUAUUUAUUAACAUAUUUCGAAAGUAAGGUUAGCUCUAUAAAUAAUUUAGAGAGGUGAGAGUAUUUAUUUUUGGUAUGGCUGGCUCACUGCACAGACUCUGUGUUUAUGUGUGUGUGUCUGUGUGAGAGAAGAAAAAUCUGUAGAGAAGAGGCACGCUUAUGACUAUUGUUCAAAUACAUAAAAACAGUUAUUUUAAAACAGUCCACAAGAGGGGUGUCUAGUUUUCAGAGACACUUCAGAAACUUUGCUCAGAAAACAGAUGCUACAGUUUGUGCAGGCAUGCGGUAGGAAAGGUAGAUCACCUCUGGCUACUCCUGAGGCCCUGCUGAGCCAGCAAAAUGCUUUCCAGUUCCUCUUUGGCUCUCACGAUGCCCACCUAGGCUUUCUGGCCAGUGUACUGAACAGUGCUACAAGCCCUCAGGAGCUCAAGAUAGCAGAGUCCUUCUUUCAAAGCCCAGCUUAGUGAGGACUUGGGUCAACUUCAGUAAGCUUCCUCUGAAGCAACUGAAGGCCGAGCCUUUAGAGCAACCAUUGUCAACCUUUGUGGGUCGCCUAAGAGCAUCGCAAACCAGAUAUUUACAUUAUGAUUCAUAACAGUGACAAUCACAGUUAUGAGGUAGAAAGGAAAGGGAUUUUAUGGUUGGGGGUUAGUCCAACAAGAGGGACAGUGUUAAUGCUUCUGAAGCAUCAGGAAGGUUGAAAGCCACUGCUCUAGAGCCAAGUGAGUGCAUGUCUAGGGUUCCCAUGUUUACAGUAAGGACCGGCUCAGGCACUGACCCUCUGAGUCACGUGAAUGAGGACGAAGAAUUUGGAAUAGGUUUGGUUACAUCUAUUUCUCAUCCCCUUAUUUUCCACCAUUUAAAAAUAAUAAACAUGUUUCUUACCACCGUAUGUUCAUAUGGAUAAGACUAAGUCCAAAAAGGUGACUACAUCCAAAUUUAUAUUUCGGGGAAAUACCAUGAGAUAAUUAUAGCAUACUGGGCAUGUGUCCACACACGGAUUGGUUUCACUGCUUUAUAAAUAAAAGGAACAACUCUGGGUAUUUGUAUAGAAUUUUCUUCAUAUGUAACAUCUUUCCAUUUCCUGAGCCUUGGGGGUGGGGUGGGAGAAUGCCACUUGCUGUCUGUGAAGUCCACUGUUGGAAACAUAAUUCCAUAGUCCCAGAAGGAAUUCAGUCCCCACCAACUUACUCUUUCAAAGUGUGGUCUUCCCGCGACUCUGCAGCUCUGCAGUUCACUCCAGCUGAACGACCAGGGACAAGUACAACACAGGAGUUUGGCUUAAGUGGCAGCAGACUAAUAUCUAAAGUUGACAUAACUGAAAUCUGACAUUUGAGGCAUAUGUCUCCGCGUCCCCACACACCGGCUUGAGUGGCUCACCUGCUUGAUGUCCUUUCAACUUCCGGGGAGACCGUCUGGAGACCUGUCAUCCUGUCAUCCUGUUCCUAGGAGCUUGCUCUAUGUCACUCAUGUUUUCCUAACCUUUAAAAAAUGGCUGUGUUCCAAGCCUGGCCAUUAUGUCUGACAAUGCACGUGUUGAUGGUCUUGAGAUAUACAGUGACUAAAUGCAGCUGACCCCUGACCCAUUCCAAACAGUCUCAAGGACAGGCAGCUGAGUCCCCUGCAGCUCGCCUGUCACUGUUCAUCCAGGAAUGGAGAGGAGAAAUCAAGUUUACUAAAGAAAAAGGUUAGAAGUGAAAUCAUCAAAAUUUACACAAGAUAGGCAGGGUUUUUCCCUUUAAUCUGCCUCCAAGGAAACUGAAGCAGUGAUAGUGUAUAGUUUCUGAACAAACGUUCAUAGCCUAGCCUUCACAACAAGGCUGAAACAUACCGUCUAGGGUUUCCGAAAGAUGAAAGAAUUCAUAUCAGAAAUACCAUGUUUCCUGAAUGUGCCACAGCUGCAGUCUAAAAGCAGCCUACAGUAAACAGAUGGGCAAAUCCAGGGACGGCCGGAGAGCGGAAGCACUCUGAGGGACCAGACCGACCUCCUUCUAUCCUUGGAAACUUUUUGAGCCUCAUUCUGAGGUGUAAUUCAGACUUCUGUUGCCUUUCGCCUCUGCCUAUGUAUCCACAGCCAAUAACAGCUGAAAGGAAACUCAGUAAUAAACCAAAAGGACAGAAAAUUCAACAAACGUUACUUAUUAAAACGAAGCCAACCCCUUCCUUCUCUAGAAGACAACUCUGAGCAGCCUGAACAAGGUCUCAGACCUGCAUCCUCUCCACAGCUAUCUGCCCAGUGGAUUGAAGGCACUAACAGAAACGACUUUCCUGAAACAAGAAACUACAGCUUUGUUUACUCUUCAGAAUGUGUGUAUGUGUGUGCACAGAGGGACAGGAUGAGACGGCUUCUGACAAGGAGUAAGAAGAAUGAGACAGGAUUUAAACUGAUGUCAGUGAACACUGUUGAAGCCCUCCAGUUAUCCUCAUGUCUUAGUAACAUACUCAGAGUAUUCACUCGCUGCUGUGUGCCAGGCUUUGCAGACAUUGCAGGUCAAUUCAACAGUUUUCACCCUUUCCAAACUCACAGCAGUACAUAUGGAUACAAAAAGAAAAAAAAAUUUUCCCAUAGAUUUCACCUAGACUACUCCCAAGGCACAACAAAAGAGAUGGGCCAUUUUACCUGAAGAGGUGGAAAUAGGUCUACAUAGGAAUGACCCAAAGCAAUGUCUUAAAACUUAAAAAGUGGUGUUCAGGCUGCUUCUAUGAGAAGAGGCUGGGCUCAGACUGGGAGUGAAUCAGCAGCAGGAAUUUCAAGGAAAACAUGGAGUUCCUUACACCUGGAAUAAAGAACUUUAGCAGGGUUGGCAAGAUGUGAAACUGGAUGGAAAGACAAGUUCAACACAAGCACUUUAUAAAAUAGUCUGAUGUAAGUAAGCAGACAUUUGUUUGGUCGUCGGUUCCUGUGUGCAAGGCAUCAUGGGAAACUCCCUGCCAGCACUUGGCAGGCAUUAUUCCACCUCAAGCUUUCCAGAGACCACAGGGAAAUGACUGUUUUCUUUAUUUGAGCCAGAGGUUUUGAUAUGGUUCCUGAAGGCUAACAGAAGGGCGGUGGGCUUGUCAACAGAAGCACGCCAUGUUGCCGAGCACCUGUGAGGUCCUCACGUGGGAGGAAGAGAACAAGGUGGUUAAGAUAGAGAAUCUGGAGAGGGUACCCCAAUCACACUACAGUCGGGUGCUACUGGGUGGAGGAGAAAACCAUCCUAACCCCACAGCACUGCAAAGACGCUCCUGUCCCGCCACACUCCCACCAUCACGAACAUCAGUAAGUCAGCAGUUUCAGAUUCUGCCAUUUCCUUCCCCAUAAAAGCAUGAAGAUAGGGAGUCGGUGUCCUUACGCUUUAUUUUUAGGGUAUUUGGGAGUUUCCAGGAUGUGAAGAAGUUAGGUGGAGGAAAUUACGGCUUCAAUUUUUUUCAGUUAACUACAGGACGCUUCAUUCAGGCCGGGCACCAUGUGCACAGUCUUAAGAAGCAGCAGGAACUGCAUUUGCAAACACGUGUUGUAAAAAAUUAAUUUUAAAAAAGCUACCUGUAUAAAUAUAAAUAUAUAUAUUUAAAGACAAGGUUUUGAUACUUUUUUUUUAAAAAACAAAAACUACAAGAGAAGACUGUACAAACCACGGGCUUUUAAAAUAGCAUUUUGCUCUCUACAAGCUGUUAAUGUCAGGGGUGAGGGGUGAGGGACUGGUUUGCAAACACACUAUCCAAAUGGAUUUGCUUGUUUUGUCAAGCCACCCUCCAAAUUACCAUAUUUGGUGUAAUAGUAGGGCAUGUAAAGUUAUUGGGUCCCAUUAACCAUUUCUGCUCUUGUCAUGUCAUUCCGGGUUCCGUUAGCUCCCGUACUCGGCAAUCCAGCUUCUUCCAGAGGCAGAGGGGCUGAAGGAAGUGUGCUCCAUUUCACUAGCUGUACUGACAUCAUCCACAUGUGGACAUUUGUAAUAUCAGUACACUAUUUCUAGAGAGAUUAAAUUCAUUUUUUAAAAUCUG
This is a messenger RNA of Mus musculus (house mouse), 9832 nucleotides long. It is a transcript of the gene Lrp8, whose product is annotated as low density lipoprotein receptor-related protein 8, apolipoprotein e receptor. Gene Ontology annotation, biological process: vesicle-mediated transport; positive regulation of dendrite development; nervous system development. NCBI's taxonomy places the organism in Eukaryota, Metazoa, Chordata, Mammalia, Rodentia, Muridae. Gene Ontology annotation, cellular component: extracellular region; plasma membrane. The record is from RefSeq and is a predicted model, not a curated record. The transcript has 17 exons. Gene Ontology annotation, molecular function: apolipoprotein binding; calcium ion binding; reelin receptor activity. The coding region runs from base 3630 to 5303 and encodes 557 amino acids.